Messenger RNA from Acanthoscelides obtectus, 432 nucleotides. Lineage: Eukaryota; Metazoa; Arthropoda; Insecta; Coleoptera; Chrysomelidae. The record is from the annotation of a GenBank genome assembly.
AUGCUGAUUUUGGUGUUCGGUUGGAUAUCGAGAGACGUAAACAAAAUGAAGACCGACCACCUUCGUGAAGUUGAAAAGGAACCUGGAAUGUUGCUAAAACUGAGGAGACUCGAAAAUAAGUUGACCGACCUAGUUGAAAAGGUAGAUAAAGAAAUCAUUCAAACUGAGAUGGAAUGGAUGCAUUUAAAAAGUGCAGCUGACGUCGCAAAUAAAGCUUUUCAAUGCAAGACUGAAAACCUUGAAGAAAAUCCAGAUUUGAAACCUAAGAGCGGGGUUUCGAAUAACGAAUCUCCAUCUAUGAGUGGUGUUUCUACAAGAUCUAUCAGUUUUUGGGAUGUAAAAUCCAUCAAUGCUGCCCCUCUAGAGUUGGAUUUGGAUUUUUCAAGAGCAACGUGUUCAACUGCAAUGGAUGAAGAGUUCGACAGUGACUGA